AUGCAAGAGGAGAAGGUAAUCGUCGGUGUCGCCUCCACCGGUGCCCUAUUGGCGGUAAUCACCUAUUUAUUGAUCGUACAACAACUCUACGAUACGAUUCACAGCACCCACGAUGAAAUUAUCGACAGUGUUGCCGUUUUUCGUGUCGAGACCGACUCGGCUUGGACGGAGAUUAUGGGCAUUCAAGGUGUGAUGCUGCCGAAGAAUAAGCCAUUGGAAAAUCCAUUCCAAUCAGUUUUUCGUAAGAAAAGGCAGAACAAUGGAUAUCCUGCAUGGUGUCAUUGUGAGCCAGUGAAGCUGCGAUGCCCUCCGGGUCCGCCAGGACCACCAGGUUGCGCCGGUGCGCCGGGUGAACCAGGACCGCCAGGAGAGCCCGGCUGCGAUAUCACGAGUACCUAUGCUCCUAUCAUCUGUCCAGCGGCUCCUACUGAUUGCGUCAAAUGCCCUCCUGGACCGCAGGGCCCUGCGGGUAAACCAGGAUGCCCUGGAAAACGAGGACCUGACGGUAAACCCGGACCACAAGGUCCUCCAGGUCAACCGGGUCUCCCAGGACCUUGUGGUCCUAAAGGGGAUGCUGGAAUACCUGGAGCACGAGGAGAGCCUGGCAAACCUGGUCAACCAGGUGAGCCUGGGACGAAGGCAUGUGGAGGUAAACCGGGUCCACAAGGACCGCCAGGUCCAUGUGGCGCUCCUGGUAAAGAAGGAGCGCCGGGACACCCGGGAGCUCCAGGUCCAUGUGGGCCACCAGGAAAACAAGGAGAAUGUGGACCGCCCGGACCACCUGGUCCUGUUGGAAAAUCGGGAGGUUGUGGUGGACGCGGUGGGCCUGGCCGAGAUGCCGCCUACUGUCCUUGUCCUCCGCGAACGUUCACCUACCUUCUUCGUCGACACGCUCUGUAG
This is a messenger RNA of Necator americanus (New World hookworm), 900 nucleotides long. RefSeq lists its product as uncharacterized. Lineage: Eukaryota; Metazoa; Nematoda; Chromadorea; Rhabditida; Ancylostomatidae. The transcript is spliced from 2 exons. The record is from RefSeq and is a predicted model, not a curated record. Gene Ontology annotation, molecular function: structural constituent of cuticle. The coding region runs from base 1 to 900 and encodes 299 amino acids.